CAGUAUGAUAUAAUUACUCUCCUAAUUCCAUGCGUGUAAGAAAGACAACCCCUACUUUCGCUUUCGCCGAGUGUUCGGAAUUCUCGGGUUUUAACCCAACUUUGAAAUAAGUGUUUUCCUUACAUUCGGACUACUCUAGACUCUCCUUCGUCGUUUAGAAUUCCAGUAAAAUGUCGCAGCUAAAGGUAUUGACUCUCAACUGCUGGGGUGUACCUGCCCCUGUAGCAUGCCAGCUUCGCAUGGAAAGGAUGACCGCUAUAGGUGACCGCCUGAAACGAGGAGAUUACGACGUAGUCAUUCUACAAGAGGUGUGGGACAAAGGUGACUUCAAAAUAUUGCUGGAUAGAGUGUCGGCAGUAUUUGUCUACAACCACUACUUCUACAGCGGAGCAAUUGGAAGUGGCGUGUGCGUGUUCUCCAAGUUUCCAAUCCAGGAGACAUUUUAUUAUCGUUUCUCACUCAAUGGCUAUGCCCAUAAGGUUUUCCAUGGUGACUGGUUUGGGGGCAAAGGUGUGGGCAUGUGUGUUCUACAGUUCGGGGACUUCAAGCUCGGCCUCUUUUGUACACAUCUCCAUGCAGAGUACAAUGGAGUUGAUGAUGAGUAUUUGGCUCAUAGAGUCUCUCAAGCGUUUGAAAUGAGCCAGCUGAUCAAACUAACAGCAACCAAGCAUCUUUGUGACCUUGUCAUCACUGCAGGAGACUUCAACCUCCAACCCACAGACUUAGGUUAUAAACUUCUCAGAGAAAAUGCACAGCUACGCGAUGCUUGGUUAGAACUGAACGAUGAAACAGAAUCUGGUAAAACUUGUGAUAUUCCCAGUAACUAUUUCACAACUAAAUCCCAAUUACAAAUCUGUCCCCAAGGCAAGAGGCUGGACUACAUCCUUUUCAGGAACAAUGAAGGUACAAGCGUGGAGGUAGUGAACUGUCAGGUGACAAUGGGUAAGAUACCUGGCCACCCGUACAACUACUCCGACCACGAAGGGGUCGGCGCCACACUCGCUAUCUCCAAAAGUAACAAUGCACCUUAUUAUGAUAGAGACCCCUCCCGCUUAAACCCAUUACUGUUGGACGCCAAGAGCCUUGUAGAGAAGGGGAUAAAGAAAGUGUCGUCUAACAGCCAAUUCUACACAAUCCUGGCCGUCAUGUCUGUGUGUCUCCUAUACAUGGUGUCCUCUGUCGACAUCCCGCCCUGGCUCGGUCUGAUCCGGGGCAUGCUUCUUGUGGCCCUUACACUGUUGUUUGGAUUCUGUAUAUGGAACAAGGCCAUCCUCAGUCGUAUAGAAAGUCACGGACUUAUGGCCACGCAGCUGGACCUCAGCAACCUUCUCACCUCUGAAAAGAGCUAAAUGUCUGACAGAGAACUUUUGCUAAAAUCCUUAUUUAUGAUUCUUCAAACACAAACAUUAAUUUUAAUUUUCAUCACAUACUUUGUCAAAGGAUACACUAACUUUCCUUUUGUAAAUUAAACCGAUAAGAGUUUUGAGAAAUAACUGAAAAUGUUACAUAUGUUGCUUUAACAUAUUUCUUUGUAUUGUUACUUGAUUGCAUAUAUAAGCAGUAUUAUUUUAAGUAUAUGGUGAAUAAAUCGAAUGAAUGGCCAUGACCUAUAUACUGGUCAAAAUGAACAAAAUUAUACAUGUUUGUAUAAAGUUCAGACUGUACCUAUUUUCUCCAAACUAUCCAUACAUAAGGUAUUCCAUACAUAAGGUAUUCCAAAGGAACCAGAAUAUGUCCUGUCCACUUGAAUCUUGUCAGAAUAGAUUAUAGUUUCAUAAAUAUCUCUGUUUAUGUUGAAAAUUGUGUGUCAGGAUUUUAACCGAUGAUCUGAAGAUAUCUGAAUGAUAAAAGCACUUGUCCACUUUCAGAUGUUUGAAAUAACAAUUUGAAAUUUAUUUAUACCUAUAACCCUUUGAAUUGUUCGCCCCUACAUUUUCAAAGUGCACUUACACAAACUUUGAUUUGGUAAAGUUCAAAUGUGGCUUUAGGGGUGAAUGGGUUAAGUAGCAGUGCUUAAAUAGAAAAAUAGGGUACAGUCUGGUUACACUUGAGAACAAAUUUUCAUAUUAAUGAUUGUAUUUUGUAAAAUUUUCCUAGAAAAAUAUUUUGUACAUUUGUAAUUUGCAUAGCAGACAUUAUUUUAGAUAUGGGACCAGCUGCAGGUAGUGAUUUGAAUUUAAAGUCUAUUUUAUUAUCAGAGUUUGACAUAAUCAUCAAUAUUUCAUGUGCAUUAAAUGUUGGGUGUGAUUUCAUGGAUUACUGAACAUAACAGUAAUCAAUUAUUCUCUUACCUCUAUUGGGUAUAUGUGGAGAUAUGUAACCUUGACCGUUUUUACAAUUAAAUUCAUAAACUUUUAUUUAUUUUAUAACAAUCAUGAUCAUGAGACAAGUCAUUACAAUUUAUAUUAAUCACUAUUGUUUGCUUGGAUGUUAGCGCACAGGGGUCUUAAUGUCGGAGGAAACCGAAGUGACUUGGGAAAACCCACGUGGUCAGCUGGCAGGUGACCCACACUCCGAUCAGACGUUUUUACAAUUCAUGUUAUCUGUGAUUUUGAAGUUUGAUUGACCACUAAUAUUUAGAAAAAAAAAUCAUUCAAACACAAGACUUGCUUGGAAUUUGUCAUUUAAAGCAACAAUAAAUUUACAGUAAGAAACACAUCAAUGAUUAUAUGAAUGACAGACGAUGCAUAUCUCUCCUCCCUGAAAUUUUCGAGUUUUGGAAUAUCUUACUGUCCCCCUGAAAUUUUAGUUGGAACCCAUGCACAGUUCGCUUUUGAGGCGUGCUAUUCAUGGGAGAGAUGAUGAUUUCCAGUGUACAUUUUGUAUGUGGAUAUAAAGUGUUAAUAUUGCUGUAACUGUCAGUAAUGGCAGAGUUGUGGUCUAAGGAAGAAUUAAUACCUAGGAAUCUAACACAAUAAAUUAAAGAGCUAGGGACCGCAAGUUCAAAUAUGGGUUGAAAUGCAUCUUUUUAAUAUUUAUGAUGGUGUGCAACACAGUUCCAUUCAAAUACAUUCCAUGAUGUGCUGUAUACCCUAUAUGUUUUAUAGUGCAAACACUGUGUGCUACUAGUCUGGUCAUCUGUUGCGUCCAUUACAUGGAAUGCGUAAGGUGCUGUAACGUCACCUGGAGUCGUAAACCACAAAGACUUUCCAGUCUUCUUUACAUUUGAAUAGAAUACAAUUGUAGCUGUGUGGGAGGAUAAGCUUUGACAUAAUUCAGAUUGCUGUCAUCUAUCAAAUUGCCACUAUGUCACAGCUUGGCAGGACAAUCCUGUCCAGAUUGUUUUUUAGCCCACCAUCAUCUAAUGGUGGGCUAUAAAAAUCACCCUGCGUCCGUGGUCAGUCUUCCGUCCGUCGU
Molecule: messenger RNA, 3357 nt
Organism: Mizuhopecten yessoensis (Yesso scallop)
Lineage: Eukaryota; Metazoa; Mollusca; Bivalvia; Pectinida; Pectinidae
Product: putative neutral sphingomyelinase
Exons: 8
Coding region: 171-1349 (392 amino acids)
Cellular component (GO): cytoplasm
Molecular function (GO): sphingomyelin phosphodiesterase activity
Source: RefSeq, a predicted model, not a curated record